AUGUCGCAGAUGCUGCACAUAGAAAUCCCCAACUUUGGGAGCACCGUCCUGGGCUCCCUGAAUGAGCAGCGCCUCCUGGGUCUCUACUGCGAUGUCUCCAUCCUGGUCAAGGGCCAGGCCUUCAAGGCUCACCGGGCUGUCUUGGCAGCCAGCAGCCUCUACUUCCGAGACCUCUUCAGUGGCAACAGCAAGAGCGCCUUCGAGCUGCCGGGCUCCGUGCCGCCCGCCUGCUUCCAGCAGAUCCUCUCCUUCUGCUACACCGGCAAGCUGACCAUGGCUGCCAGUGAGCAGCUGGUGGUGAUGUACACAGCAGGCUUCCUCCAGAUCCAGCACAUCGUGGAGAAGGGGACAGACCUGAUGUUCAAAGUGAGCUCCCCUCACUGCGACUCCCAGACGGCCAUGACGGAGGAGCCCUGCUCGGGGCCCCAGAGCCCCUGCCACCCCCUGCAGCCGCCCUCCCUGCCCUAUGCUGUGUCGCCUUCCGUGCCCCUUCCACUGCUCACCCGCGUCAAGCAUGAGACCUUGGAGCCUGCGAAGCGGUCCUUGGAGUGCAGCCUGCGGGAGGUGGCCGGGGGCAGCUCCUCUGCUAGCGCCCCGCUCAAAUUGUCGCGCGUCUCCUACUACGGGGUGCCCAGCCUUGCCACCCUCCUCCCCAGCAUCCCGCUGGCUCAGUACUGCCAGGGGGAGCGGACGAGCCCUGGGGCCAACAGCCUCCCCACCACCGACAGUCCCACCUCCUACCACAAUGAGGAAGAUGAGGACGAUGAUGAAGCCUAUGACACCAUGGCGGAGGAGCAAUACGGGCAGAUGCACAUCAAGUCCACAGGCGGCUAUGCAGGUAAAAAACCCCUUUAGCCUCCGCCACUUUCAUUCUCAUGGGACCGUAAAAUGAGAGGCAUCUGCAGUCAGGCAGGUGUUCAUUUCCCUGCAUUUUAGAAAAGUAGUUCAGUAGGUGGAGUGUCUGAUUUGCAAGCAGUUGUUUUGAUCCCCAGUUGGCAUCUCCAGAUAGGGCUGGUAGUAAAUCCCCUGCUGGAAACCCUGCACAGCCAUCACUGCCGGUCAGUGUUGGUAAUACCGAGCUGGGCAGACUGAUGUCCUCACUUGGAGUAAGGAAGCUUCGCACUGAUUUAAGACUUGAAAACUUGAAUGGGAACAGUGCUGAAUGCAGCUUAUUUCCAUUUCGGGGUGAGGUCUCUUAUUUCCUUCCCUCCUGCCAGAUAUAGGUCUCCAGGCUCUGUGAAUUUGCUGACAGGGAAGGCAUUUCUUAGUAAGGAGUAGUUCAUUUUUCAAUAAGAUGUUUUCUGGCGGGAGGGACUGGAUCUCUACAUGUGAAUCUGCUGAAGGUGCCAUUGUUGUCCCUUUGGUUCCUUGCGGAAAGUAAUAAGCUCUUAAUUUCUGCAAGCUUAUUGAUGGUGUCUAUUUCCUUAUUUGGGGUGUGUGUGUGUCUGCAUGUUCAGAGUUUCCUCCUCAUUUAAUGAAACUGGCAAUGCAGCAUUACUCCAUGGAUCAGUUUCCUUGAUGCCGACAGAUUUUAAGGGUUGCAUAUUGAGCAUAGCAAGAUUGUUGAGCUCUUUCUCUUGGUCCAUUUUCUGUAGCUUAAGGAGCCUGGAAGCCCAGCCCAGGCAGAUGUCUCCUCUCCUUCCCAGGAGAAAGAGGCAAGAUGCCUUCAGGCAGGAUUGGGAAUGAGGUGCUGGCUUUGGAGCUGUGCUGAGGUGCUGUGUUCUAAAACCAAAGAAGGGGUGACAGUGUGAUUCUACAGUCCAGGCCACUGUGGGUCAGUGUGGUACUCUUGGGGUCAUGAAAGAGCUUGUAGGGCAAGAGACACUUUAUGGUCAGCCUGGAUGCCCCCCGCUGACCCACUGGAGAGACACAUUUCUAGCCAAGCCAGCAGGAUUUUAUAGCCAGAGCCCAGCUAGGUUCUAUGUCCAUUGAUCAGCUAAAUUUUGUGGGUGGCUGACAGGGUGCUUGGCUGGCAGCAUCUCAUGUGCCCAAAGUAUGUUAGCUCGGGGGUAGGGGGACCUCACUUUGCAGGUGUUUGAAAAAGCUGGGAGUGUCCAAAAUGUCAAUGUUCUAAUUUGACCAGGCUAAAACUUUCCCUGCCUGUACAGAUAGUUUUGGUGCUGAGGAGCAGGUGACUCUCCAGGGUCAUCUUGUCCAAAGGUGGACCUCCUUUCCCAGGGAGAAACUGAAAUCCAUCCUUCAAAGCUCACUCAAAACUUAAAACCCUGAGAGAGUGAAGCCAAUCUGGUUCACUCAGAGACAGUGAUUCCUUGAUGUGAGUCGUAUGCCAGGGAAACAACAGCCCACCAGGAGCACCUGGAGCACCUAGUCCAGCCCCCCAACAGGUAGCUCAGCGGGAAGGAACCUGUGGGCAAGACCUGCUGCCAGCAGCAGCAGCUCUCCCCACUAGCAGUUCCCAGCCACUGGCAUUCAGAGGCCUACAUAUUACGCACUUCUUUAAAACAUUGAUCAGCCAGCCAUCUUAAAGUUUAUUUUGUGCAGUGUUACUUAUUUGUUUAUUUCAUAACUUUUAUAUACCGCUUGAUUGUCAGAAAAAUCCUCAAAGCGGUUUACAUAAAGUUUGCUAGUGUUUUGUGUUCCGUUGCAUGCCGUGCACCACCCUAUCAGUCCCUUAGGAAAUGGCGUCAUAAAUAUUUUUACUUAUAAAUGAACAAUAAAUUCUGCCUUCAAGAGUGGAGGUAGAACAUAACCAGUGUGGCCUGGCUGUAACCAUUGGGCCUACUUCCCCAACCCUCUUGUCAGGAUCUAUUCACAUUUCCCGCUGCUGCCUCUGCAGAGCAGGGGUCAUUUGCCGUGGCUGCUUCUGCUUGGCUUCUUGGCCCAAGAGAAAGCGGGGUUCCUGCAGCCUCAGCCAUUUGGGAUACCCCGGGGUUUUCCCUUACAAUCCUGGGUAGCUCUUUCAUGCCUCCCUCCUUCUCCCCAAGGGCCUCAAGAGAAGCCGGAGCCAGUGCCCCUGGAGAGCCGCUCUUGUGUCCUCAUCAGGCGGGACUUGGUCGCCCUCCCUGCCAGCCUUAUCAGCCAGAUUGGGUAUCGCUGCCACCCAAAACUCUACUCAGAAGGAGAUCCUGGAGAAAAACUUGAACUCGUGGCAGGUAAGGACCCACAGGGGCAGGUUUUCCUUAUACUUAGGGACUUGUUGCAGUAACAUGGCUUAAAAAUUGUAAAUAUUGUAGAACUCCUGCAAUUCUUUGUUUCAUUAACAAGGGAUCUUUUAAUUUCUGCAUGAUUUGGUGGGGUUUUUUUUAAUUAAAAAAUAAAAAUAAAAUAAAUUUAGAAAAGAUAAAUUGCAGUGAACCAAAAUGUAGAAAAUUUUGCUUAUAAAAUUAAUCUGACCUAAAUUUAUUUUGUUUAUAAAAUUACUUUGUUAUUUAUGGUAAUAUUGUAAAUGUGAUAUCUAUUUAAGUAGAGUUCCCCCCCCUUUCUUGUCUUUCACUUCUGAGAACAAAUAUAACUUCCUUGGAUUCUUAUUUCAUUUACUUUACAUUGUAUCUGUGAAAGCUGUGAUGUGGUCUUACAUUUUUCUAAGCUUUGUUUAUGAAAUGGACUGGCCACCUUGGUGUCCACCUUCCCUGAGCAACUUCUCAGUAUUUAGGUGUGAAGGGAGUUUUAGAUAAGAGACCCCAAAGAGCUAAUCCAGAGCAUUUUCCCCUUGUCAGGCCUUCAGUGGGGGGAGAAGAAAGGUUGCCUCCCUGAGAGAGCAGGGAGUAGAGGUGGGCAGGGCCAGGGCGCCCUCACCUGGCAGGAAGAGAAUGUGCCUUUACUGCUGGCCAUUCCAGUAAAGAGUGAAAAGGCUGGAUCUUUUGCUGGGGGUAGUGAUCCUGAGGGAUCUCAGGACCCUCCCUUGGGUUGCCACGAUCAGGUCACAGACAACUCCUUUUCCUGCUGCCCAGGUCACUUCUCUGAGGUAUGUCAUAAGUCUUUGCUGCUUCAAGAUGAUCUGAGUCAGUAUUAACUGCAUGCAUGUUUGUGUCCUGUUGUACACCUUGCAGAGCAGAGCUGGGGGUGUGACUUCUGGACCUCUUACUUGCUCUCUCCUGUAUUGCUGGAAGUUGGACAUGAUGACCCUUGGGGUCCCUUUCCACUCUACAAUUUUAUUAUUCUCUCUCUCUCCACCCAGGCUCCGGUGUUUACAUCACUCGGGGGCAGCUGAUGAACUGCCACCUGUGUGCAGGUGUGAAGCACAAAGUUCUCCUGCGGCGCCUGCUGGCCACGUUCUUUGACAGGUAGGACACAAAGGAAGGGCCCGUCCUCCUAGCUCCUCUUGACCCAGCCGGCUUCUGAGCUGCUGCCAGGGAGCCAAGUUUGGAGGGAGCAGGAGCUUUAAGUGAUGGAAGAAUUAAGCAUUUUGCUUAAUGGGAAUUAAAAAAUGGGUUUUUAAUUUGUCUGUCAAUGGAGGUCAGAUGUUUCCUAGUAGAAAGCAUAAAUGUGAGGAUGUGGGAUUGUGUCCAGUGCUAGUCCUGUUCAAAGUAGACCCACUGAAGUUAGCAGACAUGACUAGCUUAAGUUUGUUCAUUUCAGCAGGCCUGCUCUGGUUAGAGCCCUUCAUGUCUGUCUUUACCAAUUAGCAGAAAUAGCUAAACCCUGCCCUGGGAGCACUACACUGCAACACAAAGGGAAACCAGAUUAAGAUUAACAACCAUGCUGGGUGGAAUUUUUGUGUGUUUGUGGAUCCUGUGCAUUUGCACAUGUAAGAGUCUGAGGUGGCUGUACUCAGCACUGGCAUGAAACCUUCAGGGGGUUGGCUAGAGGGGGAAAACAGCCCUCAGGCAGAGAAAGGUUUAGCCACCGCUGGGAGCGGAGAGAUCUGGGAGCGAGGAGAUCUGGGACCAUCUGCAUAUGGAUCCGCAGGUCGAGGGCAGACAAACCACUUUCAUUUUGCUGUUCUUUGAAGGAGGUGCAGUGUACACAAAUGCUCAUAGGUGUAAUAAGACAUCACAGAGCCUAAAUUGGACACUGUAUGUCAACACAUUUGGAAAUACACAUGGUAACAGAUUUUGUCCCUUAUCCUAGAAUCGCAGAAUGAGAUGCAGACGAUUCUUCAAAUAACUGGUGUGAGCAUAAAUAUGUAUAUUUAAUAAUUCCUUUAAAUGGGCUGACGUGUCUACUGGCAAGUGAAAAUUCUCUUGCCUCUUCUUAUCAACUAGUAUAUGCACCAUCUACAAAGAAAUAGCUUCCAGAAGUUCUUGAAACUGCAUGUCUCUGUAGGUCUGUAGAUUUGGUUAGUCAAAGAAACGGACAUGUAGGUUGACGUCUCUGUUGUGCUCCCCCCCCAAAAAAAGCUCAAACUUUGGGGGGUUUAUCCAGUGUAAGUAAUUUGGAAUUGUGUUCAGUAUUUAUAAUACUAUGAAAUACCUUUUUAAAAAUUUUGUUCUUCGGCCAUGGUGAAGAUUCCUUAAUUUCUGCUGAUUUGCAGAGUGAGCCUCAACAAGCCACAACUGAUUGGUUUGUAUUAUCUCCUGUAUGAGAUUUUUUCUUGGGGGGUGUACCUCUUUGGGCUUCUGCUUCUCCCUCUCUUCUCCCCCCACCCAUUCCUCCAUGGAAGCUCCUUCAAAGUCUGCUGCCUGAAAUGGGCUCUUUCCCAUGCUUUGGAUCCCAGCUGUGGGUUUUCUUUGAAUGUGCUCUUGAGAUUCUGCUUCCCACUCCUUCCCGGGACAGGAACACACUGGCCAACAGCUGCGGAACUGGGAUCCGGUCUUCCACAAGUGAUCCCAGCAGGAAGCCACUGGACAGCCGGGUCCUUAAUGCUGUGAAACGUAAGUGUGGAGAGGAAGAGGAGAAGGAGCCUCGUGAGGGUAGAUGGAGAGCUAUUCGGUUUAUUUUACAUCUUCCUUUAGUUGUGACUCCUGCCUUGCAGGAGGUUGGACUAGAAGACCUAUGGGUCCUCUGCAAUGCUGUAAUCUACAAUUAUAAUUAAGAGACUCUUGCUCUACCGACUGAGCUACUCUAUUAUUCUAAGGGGUCUGGAUUCAAAUGCUCCUUCUAAAAAGACACCAAAGCUUUAAAAUCCUGCAUUUUGGCGUCAGAACCCUGUUUACUGCCUUUUUGAAAAACUGUUUUUUAUUAAAGAUUUUAUUGGGUUACAAAGGUACAUACAUUAUCUCUGUUUUCAGAUCAUAAAGUCCUUUCUACAGGGCAGUUCUAUUCAAUGUGAGACAGUAAUGUUGUAGACAGUAUAAGGUUGGGGGAGAAGAGAGGGGGGAAUGUUUACUGCCUUUUGUAUGUGCUGACAAAGUUUGUUUUUAAGUCAGGGCAUGAGAGGGAAGAUCUUUGAGUCAUGGGAAGAUCUUUGAGAGGGAAGAUCUUUGAGUCUGUGGCCACAACAGAUUUUCUCUCUACUAAGCUAUUUUGUGGCAGCCCCAAUUGGUUGAGCUCCUCCUGUUUCAUGAAAUGCUCAUUGUCUCAUGACAGCAAUGUGGAAAGAAGCCCCAAACAGGGGACCCUCCUUAGAAUGUUGUCCCUGGUUGAAAGGGCAGGCAGAGAGGGGUGUCAGGGAAUUUGGACACUUGCGGAGCCAGGCCAAGCCAUGUUGGCUGAAAAAAGACUGCUGAGAGGUCAUGAGCCAGAAGGGGCCAGUCGGAAAGUCACUUGGGAGGGCGGUGCUGGGAGGGAGAAAUUUGCACUUCAACUGUAUCCUCAAGGCAACUUGCAAGAAUUAAAUAGUUCCACUAGCAAAUUAAAAUGCAGCAGCAUAAAUCUGAUAAGGACAAAUGAGACCAGAUGCAUGCAGAGCCAAAGCAGAGGGUAUGCUCUAAAGAGUGUGUGCAGUUUUGCUUCGGAAGGUGAGGAGCCUGCCUGGGCUUCUUUAAAAAGAAGGGGAAAUUCUGCCAAAUGAAACUUCUACCACUACAGGAUUAUGUCCUUCUGUGCAGCUCUUGAAGGACUUGGAGGCUCUCUCAAGGUCUGGACUUGGGAAAUCAAGGCCUGAAAAGCAGUGUAGGGUUAGGGUUCGUGACUCUGGCAGCUGCAUGACUCGGAGAAUUGGCUCUGAAAGGGGGAUGAGGAGAGGGAGGCCUUGAGUUGAGCAAUGCCAGAGAGGCUCUCAAUAAGUACAAGUUGUUUGUCAUCCGCAGAGGCUGGGUCUGGUCUUCUCUGUGCUUGCCUGCUAGUUUCCUACCAGCCGGGUAAGGUGUGAUUCAAGCUGUUGAAUGCAAAUCUGGAAGCAUUCAAUCUUUCUUUCUUAAAAUAGUGAAUAAUUCACAGUCUACUAUGGGACCUUCCAGCACUGUCUCCUUAUCUGUGCUGGAUGUUACAAAUCUUGUAAAGGCGCCUUUAUGCAAUCUGUAAUUUUACGGCCAUUGUUCCUGAUGCUGAAAAAAAAAAGUUAAAACUCUUCCUCUGUUGUAGCUAAAACACCCCCUUGUCUUUGCAGUGUAUUGCCAGAAUUUUGCCCCAAGUUUCAAGGAGAGUGAGAUGAACGUCAUCGCAGCUGACAUGUGCACUAAUGCCCGCCGGGUGCGGAAGCGGUGGCUGCCGAAGAUCAAAUCCAUGUUGCCGGAGGGUAUGGAGAUGUAUCGCUCCGUCAUGGGCUCCACUACCAGCAGUAUCUCCCUGGACCCUGAAUUCCAGCCUUCCGCUGCUCAGAUGUUUGAACAGCGGAUCUAUGCGGAGCGGAGGGGGGAUUCUGGAACCAUUGUGGCACUGAGAACUAACACGGUCACUGUGGAUCAGAGCAACAGAUCCAGCCAGCUGUUUGAGCCGAAUGAGCAGGGGGAGGGAGCCAGUUCUGUCAUCCAGGAGUCUGCUGGCCCAGAAGCAAUGGCUUUGGAGAGCCACAGCACCACACCGCCUUUCGAACAGGGCCCAUCUGGGUCCACUAGCCGGCCGGAGACUCCGGCAAGACGACCGGAAGGCCCCUACGGAGGAGGAGGAGGAGGGACUUUGUGA
Messenger RNA from Podarcis lilfordi (Lilford's wall lizard), 7905 nucleotides. The record is from the annotation of a GenBank genome assembly. Lineage: Eukaryota; Metazoa; Chordata; Lepidosauria; Squamata; Lacertidae.